CAACGAAUCAUUCACACACCUGCAGCUCUGCUGCGACAGUGCACGCCCGGGUGAUCCAGAUUGCUUUUGCCACCAACCUGAAGACAUAUAGAGGCAGAAGGACAGGAAUCAUUCUGUUUGUUUCAUGUUUUGGAACUUCCAUGUAUAUAGGGUUUUGAGCUCAUCUUCAUCAUCCAUAGGAGGAAAUCAGUGGUAAAAUCCUUGGAAAUACAAUGAGACUCAUCGAAAACAUUUACAUAUUUUGUAGUAUUGUUAUGACAGCAGAGGGCGAGGUUCCAGAGCUGCCAGGAGAAAGGGAGCUGAUGACCAACUGCUCCAACAUGUCUUUAAGAAAGGUUCCUGCGGACUUGACCCCAGCCACAAGCACACUGGAUUUAUCCUAUAACCUCCUUUUUCAACUCCAGAGUUCAGAUUUUCAUUCUCUCUCCAAACUGAAAGUUUUGAUUCUAUGCCAUAACAGAAUCCAGCAACUGAAUCUCAAAAUCUUUGAAUUCAACAAGGAGUUAAGAUAUUUAGAUUUGUCUAAUAACAGACUGAAGAGUGUAAGUUGGUAUUCACUGGCAGGUCUCAGGUAUUUAGAUCUUUCUUUUAAUGACUUUGACAGCAUGCCUAUCUGUGAGGAAGCUGGCAACAUGUCACACCUGGAAAUCCUAGGUUUGAGUGGGGCAAAAAUACAAAAAUCAGAUUUCCAGAAAAUUGCUCAUCUGUAUCUAAAUACUGUCUUCUUAGGAUUCAGAACUCUUUCUCAUUAUGAAGAAGGUAGCCUGCCCGUCUUAAACACAACAAAACUGCACAUUGUUUUACCAAUGAAUACAAAUUUCUGGGUUCUUUUGCGUGAUGGAAUCAAGACUUCAAAAAUAUUAGAAAUGACAAAUAUAGAUGGCAAAAGCCAAUUUGCAAGUUAUGAAAUGCAACGAAAUCUGAGUUUAGAAAAUGCUAAGACAUCGGUUCUAUUACUUAAUAAAGUUGAUUUGCUCUGGGACCACCUUUUCUCUAUUUUCCAAUUUGUUUGGCAUACAUCAGUGGAAUACUUUCAGAUCCGAAAUGUGACUUUUAGUGGUAAGGUUUAUCUUGACCACAAUUCAUUUGACUACUCAAAUACUGUAAUGAGAACUAUAAAACUGGAGCAUGUGCAUUACAGAAUGCCUUACAUUCAGCAGGAUAAAAUCUAUUUGCUUUUGACCAAAAUGGACAUAGAAAACCUGACAAUAUCAAAUGCACAAAUUCCACAUAUGCUAUUCCCUAAUUAUCCUACAAAAUUCCAAUAUUUAAAUUUUGCCAAUAAUAUCUUAACAGACGAGUUGUUUAAAAGAACUAUCCAAUUGCCUCACUUGAAAACUCUCAUUUUGAAGGGCAAUAAGCUGGAGACACUUUCUUUAGUGAGUCGCUUUUCUAGCAACACACCCUUGGAACACGUGGAUCUGAGUCAAAAUCUAUUACAACAUAAAAAUGAUGAAAAUUGCUCAUGGCCAGAAACUGUGGUCACCAUGAACCUGUCAUACAAUAAAUUGUCUGAUUCUGUUUUCAGGUGCUUACCCAAAAGUAUUCAAAUACUUGACCUAAAUAAUAACCAAAUCCAAGCUGUACCUAAAGAGACUAUUCAUCUAAUGGCCUUACAAGAGCUAAAUAUUGCAUUUAAUUUUCUAACCGAUCUCCCUGGGUGUAGUCAUUUCAGUAGACUCUCAAUUCUGAACAUUGAAAUGAACUUAAUUCUCAGCCCAUCUCUGGAUUUUUUUCAGAGCUGUCAGAAAGUUAAGACUCUAAAUGCAGGAAGAAAUCCGUUCUGGUGUACCUGUGAAUUAAAACGUUUCAUUCAGCUUGAAACAUAUUCAGAAGGCAUGAUGGUUGGAUGGUCAGAUUCAUACAUCUGUGAAUACCCUUUAAACCUAAGGGGGACUCGGCUAAAAGAUGUUCAUCUUCCUGAAUUAUCUUGCAACACAGCUCUGUUGAUUGUCACCAUUGUGCUUAUCAUGCUAGUUCUGGGGUUGGUUGUGGGCUUCUGUUGUCUCCACUUUGAUCUGCCCUGGUAUCUCAGGAUGCUAGGUCAAUGCACACAAACGUGGCACAGGGUUAGGAAGACAGCCCAAGAACAACUCAAGAGAAAUGUCCAAUUCCAUACAUUUAUUGCAUAUGGUGAACAUGAUUCUCUAUGGGUGAAGAAUGAAUUGAUCCCCAAUCUAGAGAAAGAAGACGGUUCUAUCUUGAUUUGCCUUUAUGAAAGAAACUUUGACCCUGGAAAGAGUGUUAGUGAAAAUAUUGUGAGCUUCAUGGAGAAGAGUUACAAGAGCAUCUUUGUUCUGUCUCCCAACUUUGUCCAGAGUGAGUGGUGCCAUUAUGAACUCUACUUUGCCCACCACAAUCUCUUCCAUGAAAAUUCUGAUUGUCUAAUUCUUAUCUUACUGGAACCCAUUCCAUUCUACUGCAUUCCCACCAGGUAUCCUAAACUGAAAGCUCUCCUGGAAAAAAAAGCAUAUUUGGAAUGGCCCAAGGAUAGGCGUAAAUGUGGGCUUUUCUGGGCAAACCUUCGAGCCGCUCUUAAUAUUCGUGUAUCAGCCACCAGAGAAAUGUGUGAACUACAGGCAUUCACGGAGUUCAAUGAAGAGUCUCGAGGUUCUACAGUCUCUCUGAUGAGAACAGGACUGCCUAUAAAAUGCCACAGCCCUGGGGAAGUUGGGGAACACAUACAUUGUUGGGAUAUAAUCCGCAACAAAGUGGCCUUUACGCUUUGCAUUUGA
Molecule: messenger RNA, 2735 nt
Organism: Saimiri boliviensis boliviensis (Bolivian squirrel monkey)
Lineage: Eukaryota; Metazoa; Chordata; Mammalia; Primates; Cebidae
Gene: TLR10
Product: toll like receptor 10
Biological process (GO): inflammatory response; immune response; cellular response to bacterial lipopeptide
Cellular component (GO): plasma membrane
Molecular function (GO): Toll-like receptor 2 binding; transmembrane signaling receptor activity; lipopeptide binding
Source: RefSeq, a predicted model, not a curated record